Molecule: messenger RNA, 4199 nt
Organism: Stegostoma tigrinum
Lineage: Eukaryota; Metazoa; Chordata; Chondrichthyes; Orectolobiformes; Stegostomatidae
Product: reelin domain-containing protein 1-like
Exons: 7
Coding region: 486-2165 (559 amino acids)
Molecular function (GO): oxidoreductase activity, acting on metal ions
Source: RefSeq, a predicted model, not a curated record
UGGAAUAAACAAUAGAAGUGGUAAACUCAGAGGUAUGUGAAUUCAAAGAAUAUUUAUUCACUGGUAAAUGUAAGGACAGUUCUUUAUAGCAAGUUAAUAUUUGAAAAUGUGCAUCAUUUUAAGCAGAGUCUCACUAUCCUGGUGGAGAAACAAUUAUGGAUAUGCUGCUCACUGACUAGCAUGAACCAGAUGUACUGACUUAAUUGGAUGACUUUGUGUUAAGGGAAUUCGAAUUAUUUAAUAUGAGAUCAAACAACUGAAAACUGGAGUCUUCAGGACGGACACACGGAGACCAGAAAUUAAACCAAAUCCUUUCUGUUUGUACAGCACUGAUUAGUCAGGGAGUGUGAGGAGGUAAAAAAGAAAACUUUGUUUGCAGCUAAUGGGAUUAAAGAAAGAGGCUGACAUCACAAAACAUUUCACUGUUAUUAAAGCAACAGCUGUUGCAGUUGCCAUUAGAGGGAAAAGUUAGACAGUUUUUGGAGAUGUGCUUCCUCGAUCAGAAGGACCUGAUGUAUUAUAUGUGGCUAAUACAGAGCUUGUUUUGGCGGGAAAUGUCUACAAAGAUUCUAUUGAGAAUAUUAAGAAGUCAUGCGGUCCUGCUGGUCUGGAUGCUAGGUAUAUUGUGCCUGGUUUCCUUUGCUAAUGGAUUCUCUCAUGGUGCAAGUACAUCUGCUUGUACUGACAUGAAACCAAAGCACAUCGGUGCUCAUCCACAGGAUUCAAGCAGCAAAUUUAUCACAGUGUACACCGACAAGACUACAUACCUCCCUGUGGAAAAAGUACAAGUGACUAUAAGGAGUACACGAGACUUCAUGGGCUUCUUGAUGCAGGCUCGCCGAGUGGUUGAUGAUCAAGUGGCUGGAACAUUCAUUCUCAUUUCCUCUGGAUCUAAACUACUGAAGUGCUCUGAAUAUGGGGACACCGUGACCCACUCAGACAAAUCACUGAAGAGAAACCUCUCCUUCAUUUGGAAAGCACCAGGGCAAUUCACGGGCGACAUCAAGUUUUUUGUUUCAGCUGUCCAGUCAUACUUCAUUUACUGGGGCAGGAUUGAGUCUGGUCUCAUUUCUGACCAAAAACAGAAUUAUUCCAUUGCAAUGCAGAAUGAAGAAUCGAAGGAAAUAUUCCAGGCAUCUGCAUAUAAUAGCACUACAGCCAGAACUGCUCUUUCUAUUGAAGCAGAUUACAUCAAUCCUCAAGCAACUUCUCAGACGACACAGGAACUUUCACAAAUUCCAUUCUUCACUACAGAAUGGACCCUCAGACCACAGACUGCUCAUUUGGAAAAACACUUGCCUGAAUUGUCCAAAUAUUCUCAAGAUUACAGCCCUUUGAUCUCACAAUCCACCUUGCAUCAGAAUCAAAAUGAGAGGCAUCUGCAGCCGUCCCUGAAUUCUGCUAACAGAGAUAUACUGACUGGUAUCCAGAUUCCGGAUAGCAGCCUUCUGCUGAAAACCACAGACUUCAAGAUUCAUGAAGGUGAAGAUACUCUGAAUAGUGAUUUCCAUCUAACCUUUCAACCUUGCAUGAAUUGCAAUGAUAUUGUGCAUGUCAGCACCUGGGCCACUUCUGGACAACAAUAUUCUACCUUUAGGUUUUCUGACAUCACUCCUCGUGAGGAAAUGGAUUGGGCACCUAUGGAUAAAGACGGUACCAAAAACCCAAGAACUAAAGCCAUUCUAGACUUUGGAUUAUUUUCAAAUGUAAUGAACAUACAUCCAACGAUCACUAAAAACCAGCCGACACCACAUCAUGCUUCUGUAAACCUCAUGCAUUUGGUUAAAAACUCAGGUUCCAGAACUGAUUUGGGAAGAGUGGUCAGAAAUGUGUCCCUCGGUGUGACACAAACCACGCAGAAAGAAAGUGUAACAAGUCAAGAAGAUAACCCUGCUAAAGGAGCAAAACUGGGCGUUCCUCAAUUGACAAUGCUACUUGGCUGUUCUGCUGUACUUGGCAUGGCAUUAGCAGUAGGGUUACGUCAUUUUCUUUCCCAGUAUUGUCGAAAACAUACAGAGGUAUCCUUUGGCAACCCAGACAGCAGCAUCAUCAGUGUGGGAGAGAGUGGUGAGUUGGUGCAUGUCAGAAAGAUACGUGAAAAUAGCUUUGUACUUGUUCAGGCUGAAUACAAUGUGAUCACGCCAUCAAACACUGCUGGAAAGUAACUGUGUUGGCCUUUGUAAGGAUUUAUAAUUCAUUAUACAUCACAGAUUUAUUAGAAUGCACUGUUGUAUUACAUUGUGAACUCCAUUACUGUCUGCAUGAAUGAAGAGAGAUUUGCAAUUUUCGUAUGCUCAAUCCCAACAUGUCCUCUUGCAUGCACAGAUUGCAAAUACUCUUAUUUCACCCAUUUUUCAAUUCCACAUUUUCCCUAAUGCAAGGCCAGUGAAUAUCUUGAAAUGUAUUCAAACUCAAAGUCAACAUUUAAGCCAGCCUGUUGGCUGAAAGAGUGCAUAUAUAAAGGCAGCCUAGGUUGCAACAGGGGUUCAGGGAGAUGAAGGUGCAGAGGAAUAUUAAUGCUUUUUAAAGUCUCUCCACUGAUCCAGUAAUCUUCCAAAUAGUUCCAUUUGUAUUUGUAGUGAUUUGUAUUAGAGUGCAGACUCUCGUUGAGGGGUUAGGGAUCUUCUUUGCUGCUGGAGAGUGGCAAGAGAUCCAUGUUACCUCUUUUCAGGAAGGCCCACUUGAGUGAGCCAAUCAGACAGCAUCAAGGCUUGUGAUGGGCCUUUCACUAGAAUUGGGAUCCAAUGGUGAGGCUGCUCCCGGAACAAUUGGCACCAAAAUCCCCAGAAUUGAGAAGUGAACCAGGCCAAAGCUAACUGAUGUUAGGAAGGGUUUUGCAGGGAGGUGGGAGGAGUGGUCAGGAGAAAGGACAGGGUGUUGUCUCUCAGUCAAAUCACACACAUCCCCAUAUCCUGAUGUCAUGCCUUGGUGAAGUGCUGCACACCUUUGAUUGAGAGACCCAGCCCUCUGUUCACCCCUGGAGAUGACAAGCUGGUCACACCAUUUUACCUGUCAUGCACAUUGCAUAUCAACAGGCCUGUAUGCAGCUAAGUUAAAACAAGUGACUUUACAUAGUCAUUAAUUUUCCACAAAAGGCCACAAUUGUCAGUUGGUCAGGAAGUCUGACUAUCGGUUUUCUGGCCCCUGACUUAAUUCUGGUAGAGGCCAAAGAAUGUGGGGUUCAGGUACAACAUUAUUCCACCUAAGUAAAUACCCUUCCAAUUUUCAAGUUUGCCAUGAGUGAGGACAAAAAGAUUCUGCCUGUGGAUACAUCUUCAGUAGUUACCGAUCUGCUGUUUAUUGUUAACUGGCACAAUCCUGUCACUAUUGUUAUGCGUGUUAGAUUCCCAACAAAUAACACUUCCCAUGUAAUCAUGCUUGAAGAGGCAUCGUCACCUUCAAAUCAGCAGCAAAAAGGUGGGGUUACUAUUUUUUGAUAUCAAAAACAAAGUUCUGCCACUUUUCACCUGAAAACAAGGGCUUCCAUCAGCAAAUGAAGGGUAGAUUUACGAUUAGCAAACAUGAUCUAAAAACUUUUCUUCAACUCUUAAAAUUAGUUUUGAAUUUUCCUGUCGUGGUUCUGUUUGGAAGAUUUUUUUGUAACCUCUGAUAAAUGGAUUUUGCUUUUAAAUGUGAAUUAAAAUGUGAACAUUUCUGGUGUAAUUUGCAAAGUAAGGCCCAUACACAAUGCUCUACUGGUUGAUGGGUAAGCACAAUGAAUUUCUACUACAGUUCUCAAAAGCAGCGGAAACUGAUUUCAGAAGACCUCACCAGUGAAUCCUGUUACCAUUCAAUAUUACCUGUAACCACGAAACAAGCCCUAAACCGUGUCUAUAUACCAUUUUACAGUGUAUGAAAGUAUUUAAAAAUGACCAAGACUGUAUCAGUUUUAUGCUGAUGUGAAGCAGCUGGGUGUGAAUUGAAGUAGUAGUAGCUUAUGGUAUUAGCUUAAGCAAAUCCAGUAGUGUGUAAGUUAGUAUAAUUUUACAUCAAGACUAGCUUCUGUUUCAUGAGGUGUGCAAUUUAAAGGUGCAGCUAUUUUCCGAUUCCUAAAUCAUAAACUUAUACAUCGUAUUAACAUUGUUUUCAUGCAAUUGUUCAAAUGAUUACUUGAUGCCUAGACAGGAAGUUACAUCUUAAGUAUGAUUUAACUUGUUCAUUACUCUGGAUGUGAGUUUGCUCACUGAGCUGAAAGGUUA